Messenger RNA from Drosophila navojoa, 740 nucleotides. RefSeq lists its product as uncharacterized. Lineage: Eukaryota; Metazoa; Arthropoda; Insecta; Diptera; Drosophilidae. Gene Ontology annotation, biological process: protein ubiquitination. The record is from RefSeq and is a predicted model, not a curated record. Gene Ontology annotation, molecular function: ubiquitin protein ligase activity.
CUCCGCAAAUUCGUCAGUAUACCGAAGUACAUAAAUAAACAUUAGAUAUACAAUAUUUUUUGUAAGUUUCUUGUGUCUGUUUAUUUCCAAAGUUGCUGACAAACAAACAGCGAAGCUGAGAUCCAUUGUUAGUUUUGGCAAACGCAACGGGUGGCUGUUGAGUAGCUGAUAACGCACUGCAAUUGGCAUGCGGCUGGCGCAGCUGCUGCGCAGUGGGCAGUAAGUCAUUACGACAAUGAGUGCCGAUCGAAGCAGAAGCAGCGGGAGCAGCAGGAGUAGCAGCCAUGUGAGCUGCACGAUUUGCUCGGAGCGGUAUAAGGCGUCAGAUCAAAUCUAUGGUGGCAGCUGUGGUCAUGUGUUCCACUGGCAUUGUCUGCAGCGCUGGUGGAAGGAGUCCAACAGCUGCCCCGUUUGCCGCAGCAGGUGCCAAGAGUUCUUUCAGCUGUAUUUAAGCUUUGAGGAGGCAGAGCCAAGCCAAAGUCAAAGUCAAGGCCACAGCCAAAGUCAAAGUCACACUCAAAGCCACAGUCAGAGCCAGGGUGCGGGAGGGAGCAGCUCACCAGAUGACUUGACCAAGGAAUUUCAGAAUUUGCUUUAUGAAACGGACUUGUACAAGGAUGAGAUCAACUAUUUAAACGAGCAAAUUAAGUUCCUAAAAAUUAAGUUAGCACUAAAUAGGUCUAAUUCAAGUGACUCAGAAUAAUUAUGUACAUAUCAUAUAUGUAUAAGUAUGCAAUAAA